GAUUUCAUUUCAUCUGAGUUUUCGGAGAACAGACGCAGCCAUGAAGCUAUAUUUAAUUUUUGCAAUAUUUUGUUGUUCAAUUCCGAACAUUUUCGCACCAUUUGCCGGUUAUUUACCGCAAGGAUUUCAGAGUACAUGGCAAAGCGUUCAGGAUACAUACUUGAUACCGGGGGCGAUGCGCUUGAUGACCGGUUACACAGCGGUGAAGAGAUACUAUGACGGGGAACCAGCUGAAAAAAUUCUCAAAGACAUAGGCGCCGAUGCUUUCCUGAAAAAUAUUCCAAAUGGGCAAGCAAUUUUAGUGGGAAUUCAAGUUACUGAUGACAUUCGAAAUGGAAAAGAUCCUAUAAAAAUUUUCAAUGAAGUAGGUAGAGAUGCUUUCAUCAAAUACAUUCCGAAUGGUGAAGCUAUUGCGAAUGCAAUCGCAACGACAAUUGAAAUAGGACAAUGUUAUAAGAACGGAACAAGCAAACAAGCAAUGAUGAAGAAAUAUGGCCAACCAGUUCUGGAUAAAUACGCUAACAGGGAAAUGUUGGGAGAUCUUAUGAAACAAGCGCUCAAUAUAAUGCCAGCUUCUAUUACUGCUGCUAUAACUCCAACUCCGAAGGUUGUUCCAAAGAUUGCUCCCAAAGUUGCUUCAAAGAUUACUGCGAAAGUUACUCCGAAAGUUGCUUCUUUAAAAAGCAAAACUGGGAAGAAAUAACACCCAAAAGCAGAAAUAAGGAUGUGAAUUUUGUUGAAGCCAACAAAGCUUACCAUUAGACUAACAUUGAAGGCUUUGAAUCCAAAAACAUCCAAAAGCCACAUUUACUUUCACUUGCAAUUUUUCUAUUAAAUCUUAAAAUGCAUGGAAUAAAUCUAUUUUGAAUGCUAAA
Contarinia nasturtii (swede midge) is the source of this 875-nucleotide messenger RNA. RefSeq lists its product as uncharacterized. Lineage: Eukaryota; Metazoa; Arthropoda; Insecta; Diptera; Cecidomyiidae. The coding region runs from base 41 to 703 and encodes 220 amino acids. The record is from RefSeq and is a predicted model, not a curated record. The transcript has 6 exons.